This is a messenger RNA of Parasteatoda tepidariorum (common house spider), 1210 nucleotides long. It is a transcript of the gene Fib, whose product is annotated as rRNA 2'-O-methyltransferase fibrillarin. Gene Ontology annotation, cellular component: Cajal body; nucleolus; small-subunit processome. Lineage: Eukaryota; Metazoa; Arthropoda; Arachnida; Araneae; Theridiidae. Gene Ontology annotation, molecular function: rRNA methyltransferase activity; histone H2AQ104 methyltransferase activity; RNA binding. The record is from RefSeq and is a predicted model, not a curated record. Gene Ontology annotation, biological process: rRNA methylation; box C/D sno(s)RNA 3'-end processing.
ACUUAACUUUAACUGCAUCCAUAUCUUUAAUAUUUUUCCGGUGUGUAUGGUCGUUUGUUUACUGCGUUGUGCACGUGCUGAUAAUAGUGCCGCAUUUGUUUUAGAUGAUUUGUAAAAGUUUUAACUAAUAUCAUCAAUUUUUGAAUUGUUAUGGGUGCUCCAGGCUUUUCACCUCGAGGUGAUAGAGGGGGACGUGGAAGAGGUGCUGGAGGUUUUAGAGGUGGACAAAGAGGAAAUUUUCGUGGAGGCCGUGGCGGUGAUCGAGGUGGAUUUCGUGGAGGUUCAGGACGAGGUGGUGGUUUCAGAGGAGGUAGAGGUGGUGGUGAUAGAGGCGGACGAGGAGGAUUCCGCGGUGGUAGAGGUGGGCGAGGUAGAGGAGGCACACCAGGUAGAGGAGGCAAGAAGACUGUUGUUGAGCCCCAUAGGCACGACGGUGUGUUCAUCUCAAGAGGAGCUACAGAUACCUUGCUUACUCUUAAUUUAGUUCCAGGCGAUACUGUUUAUAAUGAAAAAAGAAUAUCUGUAGAAGAAAAUAAUGAAAAAAUUGAAUACAGAGCAUGGAAUCCAUUCCGUUCUAAAUUAGCUGCUGCAAUUAUGGGUGGCAUUGGAGACAUUCACAUGAAAAGGGGAUCCAGGGUUCUGUAUUUAGGAGCUGCCUCUGGUACAACAGUGUCUCACGUAUCUGAUUUAGUAGGGCCUGAAGGAUUGGUUUAUGCCGUGGAGUUUUCACAGCGUUCCGGACGAGAUCUUUUAAGUGUUGCCCAAAAAAGAUCGAAUAUUGUUCCAAUCAUCGAGGAUGCUCGUCUUCCCUUGCGCUACCGUAUGCUCGUUGGAAUGGUUGAUGUUAUCUUCUCUGAUGUGGCUCAACCUGAUCAGGCUAGAAUUCUAGCAUUGAAUGCCCAUCAAUAUUUAAAAGAUGAAGGGCAUUAUAUUAUUUCCAUUAAAGCGAACUGUAUUGAUUCUACAGCUAGCCCAGAAGCUGUUGUUGCUAGUGAAAUUGAAAAGCUACGUUCUGAGAGGUUGAAGCCUCUUGAAUCAUUAACUUUGGAACCUUAUGAAAGAGAUCAUACUGUUAUUGUUGGCAUUUUUAGACCAAGAGCUAAGAAUGAUCAGAAGAUGGAAGCAGAAUGAAAGUUUUUUUAUUCUAUUGAUGUAUUUGUUCAUAAGAUCAUUGUUUUUACAUUGACCAAUUAAAAAUGUUUUUAUUUUA